Xenia sp. Carnegie-2017 is the source of this 3163-nucleotide messenger RNA. RefSeq names its product sodium/hydrogen exchanger 2-like. The record is from RefSeq and is a predicted model, not a curated record. NCBI's taxonomy places the organism in Eukaryota, Metazoa, Cnidaria, Anthozoa, Malacalcyonacea, Xeniidae. Gene Ontology annotation, cellular component: membrane. Gene Ontology annotation, biological process: proton transmembrane transport; sodium ion transport; regulation of pH. Gene Ontology annotation, molecular function: sodium:proton antiporter activity. The coding region runs from base 153 to 2435 and encodes 760 amino acids. The transcript has 22 exons.
UCUGAGGAAGUGAUAAAUAUUAAUGAUAGCUGUUUGACGAGUUCACAAUAGAACCGGUGUUGCUCAGAAUAAAAACGUAUUUUUGGUCUUCUUUUUGUUUAAAGAAGGCAAAUGACAAACGAGUAUGGAUUCCAGAUAAACCAUCUCGAAUUAUGAUGAAUGCUCGUGUGGAAACGAUUUGUUUAUGUACUUUGAGUUUGUUUAUAUUUUGUAAUCAGUUUGUCGUUUUCGUGGAUUCGAAACCUGUUAAUAAUACGAACCAAAAUACAUCAAAUCAUAAUGGAAGUGAGAAGAAUGAACCUCAUCGUCAUGAACACAAAAUCAAAGUGGCGAAAUUAGAUUUUGAACAUAUUGCAAGGCCUUUUAUCAUAACAGUAUGGGUGUUGCUCGCCACUCUACUCAAAGUCGGAUUUCAUAUGACCUCAAGAUUGUCAAAAGUUGUACCUGAAUCAUGCAUGGUUAUUUUGCUUGGCAUUCUUCUUGGAUUAAUUUUACACUAUUCCAACUUCAAAAGUGUCGCAGAUAUUCCAUUUUUCAACUCGAGAAUAUUCUUUCUGUUCAUGUUGCCACCAAUUGUUUUGGAUGCUGGCUACUUUCUUCAUACAAGAGCGUUUUUUGAUAAUAUGGGGACAAUUUUACUCUAUGCUGUCGUGGGAACAAUAUUCAACACUUUUACUGUGGGAAUUACACUUUACGCCACUACAGAUCUUGGUAUUCCUCUUCUACAAAUGUUGCUCUUCUCGUGUCUCAUAGCAGCUGUUGAUCCUGUUGCCGUUCUUGCUGUCUUUGAAGAAGUCCACGUGAACGAAGUGCUUUAUAUUUUAGUGUUUGGUGAAUCACUCUUGAAUGAUGCUGUAACCGUCGUGCUUUAUCGACUUUUUGAAGCUUUAGUCACCCAGGCCACUGUGGAAAUAGGAGAGGUUUUCAUCGGUAUUGCAGCUUUCUUUGUUGUCAGUAUUGGUGGUGUUCUUAUUGGAUUAUUAUGGGCGUAUUUAACUGCGUAUUUGAGCAAAUUUACUGAUCACGUGAGAGUUCUGGAACCGAUUUUCAUCGUCAGCAUGUGUUACAUGUCUUACUUAACUGCCGAGUUUUUCCACUUCUCAGGAAUAAUCAGUAUUGUUACAUGCGCCAUUGUGAUGAAACCGUACGUCGAAGCAAAUAUUUCGCACAAGUCCAGAAUUCCUUUGAAGUAUUUCCUAAAGAUGGCAAGCACCUUGUCAGAGACCGUUAUCUUUAUGAUGUUGGGAGUGAUGUUAUUUGAGCGAGAACUCGAGCUCCAUGCGUCUUUUACAAUGGUCACACUGUUCCUAGUUUUUAUCUAUCGAGCUGUUGGUGUUGUUAUCCUCUCUUGGUUGGCGAAUACAUUAAGAUUGAAUAAAUUAAACAAAGUUGAUCAAUUCAUUAUGGCUUACGGCGGUUUGCGUGGCGCUGUGUCGUUUUCAUUGGCUAUUGUCUUGGAUGAAAAUGUUGAAAAGAAAAAAAUUUUGGAAACUACCACCAUUUGUGUCGUUUUCGCUACCGUGUUUUUUCAGGGCAUCACAAUCAAGCCCCUGGUCAACUUACUGCGAGUUAAACGUGCUGUAAAGCGGAAGGAAGUCAUGUUGGGAGAAGUUAAUGAUAAGUUGAUGGAUCAUCUUCUUGGUGGAGUUCAAGAUGUAAUCAAACACAGAGGAAGAUAUUACUGGAUGAAUUUGUAUCACUAUGUCGACUUAAAAUACAUGAGGCCUAUAUUUAUGCGAGAAAUGACGGACAAAAAAGUGAUUGACGAGACUGUGUUAAUGGUUUACAGAAAGAUUUCAUCGCGUGAACAUGCUUCACCUGAUAUGAAACGUGAUAUACCCGAUGACGAUGAAUUUGGGGACGUUGUAAGGGAUCCACGUCGAUCUGCAGGUGGUGGUUUGGCAAGCGAAGACUGUGAAAAAUACAAAGUUUUAAUGCAACAUGCACAACUUUCAAUGGCGUUGGGAAGUCAAAUUAAGGGAACAAGAAGAUUCUCAAAGAACAAUAUCGUUGACGAGACGGAUAUUUGCGAUAAAGCUUUGCGCGUGAGAAGGCAUUCACGACAAAUGCCGCACGUUCCUCGCAGCGUAAUAUCAAGGCAGGUAUCACGACAAUCACCUAGCAACGGUGCCAGCGAAACAGAUGGUCCACCACCACCCCGUUGCAGACAUCAUAGACACAACCGAAAUCACAAACACCGUAAGCAUAAGAAAGUAACAAAAAAGUUGAGUGAUAUUCCGGAGAGUCCUACGUCGAAUGACGCAACAUCAGAUAGCCCUCCUUUGAGUAAAUCUCCCGAAGAUCGUAAUCUGCUGCCUAAAAUAAGUGAUUUCGGAUCCUGCAGUCCUCAACUCGCUAUGAAAUUCAGUAGAUCAAGCGAGCCCGCGGUAUCAAAUGAUCCCGAGUCACCGAUGAUGGCCGACACUGUAAUGUGAUGAAAGCGUAUGACGUAGAAAUAUUGUGUUGGGUAGAAAUACCUCACUUUCUCUCACAUCGAAGAAUAUUAUCUUGAAUUCAAGCAAAUAGUAGCUUUCAUUAUGGAUGAUCAAAUAUUUAAAUACCACGCUUAAUUCUUUCAUAGUGAAAACUGUACAUAGAUGGAAAAUAAUCACCCCGAUGAAGACGAGUUAACCUUCUCGGAUGUACGCCCUAAACUUUUUUCUCAAACUCGCCAUGCAUUAACCAUUUUGUAUUCAUUGUUCUUCAGCUAGAUACCCACCCUCUUGUCGAUUUUCAUUCAAACGCUCGAACGGGUUCAACUUUUCACGGGAAAUUUAGUUUUAUUUAAAGAUACGGAAUGAUCAUUAGACAAGAAAGCAAAACAUCAAGACUUAGCCACUUGCAAGCUUUUGCUUUUUCCUAUAGGUAGUUAUUCAAUAUUUGUGAAUCAAAUCAUUUUAAGUUUCGUGCUCGUGUUAGAGGAUUGGAACGAGUCGUGUAACAUUAAAUAACAUUUGCUUUUCAUAAUACGAUUUGUAAUUCAUAGGGAGUAGAUAAAUGGGCUGGCCACUACUCCUAUCUUAUUUGAUAAACUUGUUUUUUUCUUAGACACGAGAAGAUAAUGUAAUUAGCUAAGAAUGUAAUGUAAAUGUACUUGUAAUAUUGAAUUGUUUUGAACAAUCAGCAAUUACAAAUGUUCAAUUUUUCGCAGGAUGUGACUUAA